UUACUUUGCUAGUUUGGUGUAAUUGUAACCAUACAAUGUACAAGCAAUAAUACUACGUUAUAGUGCGAAAUCUCAACUAUCCACUUCUAAAAGGUCAGCUCAUAGUGUCAUAGCCUCAUACAUAUGUUACCAUCUUCUUCUUCAUAUUAUUUCUCAUGAUUUUCAAACAAAUCCAAAAUCCUCCAACCUUUCUAUUUUCGACAAAAAAAAAAUGACAACAAUAAGCGCCGAUAAAAUAAACCCGACGUUUUACAUAUCUCAUGGACCACCGACGCUUCCUAUUGAGGAUUCACUACCUCUAAAACACCUUUUAAAGAGUUGGAGACAGAAAAUCUUUGAUCAAAAACCCAAAUCUAUCCUUAUCAUUUCUGGUCAUUGGGAAACUAAUGAACCUACUGUUAAUUCUGUUGAUGUUUGUGAUACCAUCUAUGAUUUUGAUGGCUUUCCUGCUCCUCUUGAUCUCUAUAAGCUCAAGUAUCCUACUCCUGGGGCUCCAGAUUUGGCAAGGCGUGUGCAAGAGCUUCUAACAAGCUCUGGAUUCAAUCGCGUGCACAUAGACAAGGAACGAGGGCUUGAUCAUGGUGCAUGGGUGCCUCUGAUGCUCAUGUACCCUGAAGCUAACAUCCCUAUUUCACAGCUCUCUAUUCAAAUGAACAAGGAUGCUACAUACCACUAUAACAUGGGGCGAGCAUUGACUCCUCUUAAGGAGGAAGGUGUUCUCAUCAUUGGUUCCGGAACCACCGUACAUAACUUGAGUGAUCUUAGAUGGGAUGCUAAAGAUCAAGAAGUCAUUCCAUGGGCCGGCGAAUUUGAUAAAUGGCUUGAAGAAGCUUUGCUCAAUGGAAGGCAUGAAGACGUGAAUAACUACUUACAAAAGGCGCCCCAUGCAAGGACGGCACAUCCAACGCCUGAUCAUUUUUACCCACUGCAUGUAGCCAUGGGUGCUGCCGGAGGAAAUACAAAAGCGGAGCUCAUACACCGCACCUGGAGCCUCGGUACCCUAUCGUAUGCCUCCUACAAGUUCACCACCCCCAACUAAGACUAAUUCUUAAUGUGUAGUACGGAAUACUCAAUUUUACAGUCAGUUUUUAUCUAUCUGUUACAAAUUUGACUUAAAAGUGUACAAACAGCACAAUAAUAUGUAAGAGUCUGUUCUCAUCGACUGAACUCAGCUAAACUGUAUUGAAUUGAACUGAAAUGAAUAUUUUAUAAGAGAAGAAAAUUAGAAGCUGAAUAGAACUGAACUGAAAAUAAAUGUAUGAGAACAGGCCCUUAGGUUAGGGGCAUAUUCUAUCAUUGAAGCUUAGUAAACAAAUCAAGCUUAUGUAAGCAACAUGCUGUAAAAUACAAUUUGGGCAACUGUAAAGUGUAUGGAUUAUUGUUGCAAGUAUUAAUAAAUACGUAGUAAUUACUUCA
Chenopodium quinoa (quinoa) is the source of this 1416-nucleotide messenger RNA. Its product is annotated as 4,5-DOPA dioxygenase extradiol-like. The transcript has 3 exons. The record is from RefSeq and is a predicted model, not a curated record. Gene Ontology annotation, molecular function: zinc ion binding; ferrous iron binding; oxidoreductase activity, acting on single donors with incorporation of molecular oxygen. Lineage: Eukaryota; Viridiplantae; Streptophyta; Magnoliopsida; Caryophyllales; Amaranthaceae. The coding region runs from base 212 to 1039 and encodes 275 amino acids.